CCUGAAGCCGGCAGCAUGGAGCCCCUCUUUCAAGCUUCUACACCCAGCUGGAAUGCCUCAGCUGCUUCCAGUGGUAACCACAACUGGUCACUGGUGAGCCCAGUGUCAUCGAUAGGAGCCCAGGCAGUACUAGUGCCCGUUCUCUACCUGCUGGUGUGCACGGUGGGGCUGGGUGGAAAUACACUGGUCAUCUAUGUGGUGCUGCGGCAUGCCAAGAUGAAGACGGUUACUAAUGUGUACAUACUGAACCUGGCUGUAGCUGAUGUCUUGUUUAUGUUGGGGCUUCCCUUCCUGGCUACGCAGAAUGCCGUCUCCUACUGGCCUUUCGGCCCCUUCCUGUGCCGCCUGGUCAUGACGCUGGAUGGCAUCAACCAGUUCACCAGUAUCUUCUGCCUGAUGGUCAUGAGUGUCGAUCGCUACCUGGCUGUGGUCCACCCUCUCCGCUCAGCUCGGUGGCGUCGCCCACGGGUAGCCAAGCUGGCCAGUGCUGCUGUCUGGGUCUUCUCACUGCUCAUGUCUCUGCCACUCUUGGUCUUCGCCGACAUCCAGGAGGGCUGGGGCACCUGCAACCUGAGCUGGCCGGAGCCUGUGCAACUGUGGCGUGCAGCCUUCAUCACCUACACGUCUGUGCUGGGCUUCUUUGGGCCCCUGCUGGUCAUCUGUUUGUGCUACCUGCUCAUCGUGGUGAAGGUGAAGGCGGCAGGUGUGCGCGUGGGCUCCUCCCGGCGACGGCGCUCAGAGCGUAAGGUGACUCGCAUGGUGGUGGUGGUGGUGCUGGUGUUCGUGGGCUGCUGGCUGCCUUUCUUCAUCAUCAACAUCGUCAACCUGGCCUUCACGCUGCCAGAGGAACCCACCUCUGCCGGCCUCUACUUCUUUGUGGUGGUCCUGUCUUAUGCCAACAGCUGUGCCAACCCCCUGCUCUAUGGUUUUCUCUCCGAUAACUUCCGCCAGAGCUUCCGGAAGGUUCUGUGUCUCCGUAGAGGAUAUGGUAUGGAGGAUGCAGAUGCCAUAGAGCCGCGGCCAGAGAAGAGUGGGCGGCCGCAGGCCACACUGCCCACACGCAGCGGCGAGGCCAAUGGGCUCAUGCAAACCAGCAGGCUUUGA
This is a messenger RNA of Microtus oregoni (creeping vole), 1104 nucleotides long. It is a transcript of the gene Sstr5, whose product is annotated as somatostatin receptor 5. Gene Ontology annotation, cellular component: neuron projection; membrane. Gene Ontology annotation, biological process: regulation of insulin secretion; neuropeptide signaling pathway; cellular response to glucocorticoid stimulus. Lineage: Eukaryota; Metazoa; Chordata; Mammalia; Rodentia; Cricetidae. Gene Ontology annotation, molecular function: somatostatin receptor activity; neuropeptide binding. The transcript has a single exon. The coding region runs from base 16 to 1104 and encodes 362 amino acids. The record is from RefSeq and is a predicted model, not a curated record.